CCUAAUCAGUUCCUAUCCUCGCAUUAUUCUCUGCUAUUCUGGCUCGACAUGUUCCCACCAAGUUCAACGAUAUCAGGCUCGGAUGCUGCUCUUUUAGAGUGCAUUCGCCACCAUCUUCUCAGCGACGACGACGACGACCACGACGACUUUGAAACCCUGGCGAAAAUCGCCGAGAGUGUCGGGUUCCAUUGCCCAGAUCCAAGCUUUGACGCAUCGUCGUCAUCGCCGGAUACAACAACGUCGUUCGAAGCGGGUGAUUUCGACGGCGUGGGUUUGGAAUCGCCCGGCUCGUCGAACGAGCAGUCGCUCGUUGACUGCGAUGAUGUCAAUGAGAAUGAGGCACUGCCCGGAGGGUGUCACUUUCGGGGAGUGCGGAGACGGCCGUGGGGGAAGUACGCAGCGGAGAUUCGGGACCUGAAGAAGAAGGGCGCAAGGAGGUGGCUCGGGACCUACGAGACGCCGCAGGACGCCGCGUUGGCUUAUGACCGGGCCGCAUUCGCGAUGCGCGGGGCCAAGGCCAGGCUGAAUUUCCCUCACUUGGUCGGUUGCGACGAGGUGGAGCCGGUGAGGGUCACUCGGAAGCGGCACUGCUCGCCUGAGUCUGAGAACGGCUCGCCGGAUCCAAAGAGGGGAGGAGGACUUGACUAGCUCGGCCGGCGACCCCGAUCCCGGCGAGCAUGGUCACGUC
Molecule: messenger RNA, 688 nt
Organism: Rhodamnia argentea
Lineage: Eukaryota; Viridiplantae; Streptophyta; Magnoliopsida; Myrtales; Myrtaceae
Product: ethylene-responsive transcription factor 1A-like
Exons: 1
Coding region: 49-648 (199 amino acids)
Biological process (GO): ethylene-activated signaling pathway; regulation of DNA-templated transcription
Molecular function (GO): DNA-binding transcription factor activity; DNA binding
Source: RefSeq, a predicted model, not a curated record